GCUACUCCAGUCUAAAUCCAUUGAAAUCCAUGGGCUUAAACAGAAGUAACUCUGCUGUGUGUGGCUUUUAGCUGUGUAGAUGCCACUGGAGAUAUGAAAUAAGGUGCACAAAUAAGCACCGAAAAUUAAUUAUUUCUUCAGUGUGGUACAAUGGGUGCCAAUGAAUCUGGAGAAAUCAACACCCAAGAGGCCUAUAACUGGUACAACAAAUUUAUGAAGGAUUGCCCAUCCGGGCAAUUGAGCCUGUAUGAAUGCAAGAGCUUUCUGAGUUUGCAUGGUAUGAAUUCAGAGGCAGAAUAUUAUGUUGAUCAAGUGUUCAAUACUUUUGACUUGAAUAAGGAUGGCUUUAUUGACUUCUUGGAAUUUAUAGCCGCAAUAAAUCUCAUUAUACGAGGGAAAAUUGACCAAAAAUUGAAAUGGUAUUUUAAGCUAUAUGAUGCUGAUGGAAAUGGAUUUAUUGAAAAAAGAGAACUUUUAAAAAUAUUCAGGGCUGUUCAGGCUAUCACAGGCUACUGUGAUACAACUCCUGAAGAGUUCACAGAGAUGGUAUUCAAGAAGGUUGAUGUCAACCAUGAUGGAGAACUCUCUUUAGAAGAAUUUAUCAAUGGUGUAGAGAGUGAUGGGGAUCUUUUCAGAAUGAUUUCAAAGAUCUUUGACCUUUCCAAUGUACUGAAAAUUAUACAAUGCGGGAGAAAAAACACAGUGUCUGGGAGUUUGGAACCUUAAGAGAAACUUGUAAAAAUAACCACUACAACAAACCUAUUAAAUACCUACAGAAGAUUUUACUUCAUAUCCGCUACUCAAAAUAAGAAGACACAAAAGAGAAGUCAUUUCAUACAUCUUUCAAGUUCUGCAAUUUUUCCCACCUCUGAAUAUGGAUUCUACAAAUUGUUGUCCACAUGCAUCAUAAAAAGCUGUUUAGUACUGCAGAAAACAACACUAUCAACAUUUGUAAUGGGGUGAAGGACACCACAUACACAACACAACAAAAAUGGAUUAAAUUGCUGAAUUGCUUUUUAAAGUACUGGCUGUUUAACCUGCAAUUAAGAGAGCAGUGAUAAACGCCUAAAUUGGGCUGGUUUCCAACUAGAUCAAAUAAGGGCAAUGCACAUUUUGCAUUAACUUAAUAUUUG
This is a messenger RNA of Heteronotia binoei (common prickly gecko), 1133 nucleotides long. RefSeq names its product guanylate cyclase activator 1C (gene GUCA1C). Gene Ontology annotation, molecular function: calcium ion binding; calcium sensitive guanylate cyclase activator activity. NCBI's taxonomy places the organism in Eukaryota, Metazoa, Chordata, Lepidosauria, Squamata, Gekkonidae. Bases 151 to 726 code for a protein of 191 amino acids. The record is from RefSeq and is a predicted model, not a curated record. The transcript is spliced from 4 exons.